CGACAAUCUAUUCGCAACAAAUCUUGUACAAGACGUUGCAUCUAAGUAGAGAGAAUUUACUUUAACCUGCAGCAUCAUCUGUCUUUCAGAUUUAUAUAUUUCGCUUGUGUGAGAUAUUGAGCGGUUUGAUUGUCUGUAUUACACCUAUAAGUAAAUCGUCUUAUCCUGCCUCAGAACUGUUUGUUCCUACCGCUAGGGGGCAAGUCGAGGUUUCAAAUAACCUAUAAUCUACUUUAUUCUCGAUUAGUUUUAAGAUUUUUUUUAAAAUUCUAAACAGUUAUGUGGAAAGCAGUCUCUAAUUAACUACGGCCACAGUAUAACUACAAAACUAUAAGUGAAUCCUGCACGUAAUAUGAAAAAAAUUAAACAUUGUCAUUAAGUGCAGGAAAAAAUGGUAUAUUGAAUUCAAACGGAGGAUAAAUUUGACCCAUCUGUACAGGCCGCAUGUUUAUAAUUUGAAUUAAAUGUUUAUUUCUGAAGAUAAAACCUAUUUAAGUGAAUGCCCGCACAGCAAAUAUAUCGAUUCACGCUAGACCAAGUUACAAAACAGAAAGGCUAUAGAACUCAAAUACUUUUUUAUUUAUUACAAGUGUGUGUGUGUUAAACCAAUAAAUACUAGCAAGUCUCUAGUUUUAUAAAUACAUUUCAUUAGGCUUAUGUGUUUGAAUGUGUCAUAUGCAUAUAUUCAGUUAAACAAUUCGAGUGUGAUAUUUAAUUUACUUAGUGAAACACCCACUGAAACAGUCGUUAACCAGACUGCACAAGAUACCAAAUUCACUUGACCUCCAAGUCGAAACCGUCAAGAUAAAAUAGACACGGUCAAGCACCUGAGCGCUGAGAAAGACACGAAUGACACGACGAGGGAGGAAAAACUAGAAGGUGAUAAAGGCUGGAAAAACAGCACAAACGACUGUUGGGGGGAUCUGCUGUAAGACGGAGCCGGAGAAGAAGAGCGCAGGGUGACAGCAGCAGCCGCCAGAAGGCUCGCACAUGUCGGCACGUUUGAACUCCGCAUCCCCGCCCUGCGUGGAUCGUCCGCUCAUUUCCAAAUAGCACGAAAUACGGCACAAAAAGGACAUAUUAUCGAAUGACAGACCAUCGAGAAGAAGAGGUCGGAUGAAAUUGGUGAAAUUUUGUAGUUAAUAGUUUAUUUUUUGUUACAUAUACCGGUGACAAUUGGGUUUAAAAUGAUUUUAUUAGAUUUGCUUUUGCAGAUUGAUGUAUAUUCGUUAUAAUACUAGUUGAAUAAUUGCAACACAUUUAUUUUAUUCGUUUUGUGUGUGGAUCUAUUUAUUUAUGUCAUAAAUAUAUAAAUAAAUACCAAAUUUAGGCCGGUGACUUACUGAUGACGCCAAUACGGCAACGAGAUUGUAGUAGACGAAUACAUAUGAUGAAUUUGAUCUCUAUAUAGAGAUAUAAAUAUAUAGAUAUAUACGUAUAUAUCUGUGUCUAUCUGUAUUUACGUGUUUAUAUUUUAAAUGAACCCAUUUUCCGGGUAUUAAGACGCGUUCAGACGGCUAAUCGCCGUGGACACCUACAUUGCUCUCGCAAUCUUUAACCUACCUAGCGAUCCACUACACGUAAUCCUUUCAUUUCUCUACCAAUGAAUUUCUACGAACAAUCUAAUCGCCAUUAAACAUUUCAAUACUUUGUAAAGGUCAUCCGUUUUAAUGAAUUAGUUUAUUAGUUAAACCACAGCAGCUGCCUUUUUUUACUGCUUCCAUCAUCCACGGAACAUCCCUCCUCCUGAGUACCAAUACUACUGCAACGAUGGACACCACAAAGCUGCCUCCGUCCAGCCCCUCUUCGCCGACCACCGGCUUCUCCGUGCCGAGCGCGGAGAAGGUGGAUGGCUUCCCCCGCCGGUCGAUGCGCCGAGCGCGGCAGCGCCGCUCUCAUAGCUCGUCGCAGUUCCGAUAUCAGAGCUCCCAGGUCGAGCUGACGGCGCUACCAUUACUUAAAGAUGCUCCUGUGGCAGAGCUGCACGAUCUCUUCUGCAAGAAGCUGCAGCAGUGCUGCGUGCUUUUCGACUUCUUGGACUGCGUGGCCGACCUGAAGGGCAAGGAGGUCAAACGGGCAGCGCUCAACGAGCUGGUGGAAUGCGUGGCUACUGGCCGGGGGGUGCUGAUCGAGCCUCUGUAUCCCGAGGCCAUCAAGAUGAUUUCGGUGAACAUUUUCCGCACGUUACCACCCAGCGAGAAUCCCGAGUUUGACCCGGAGGAGGAUGAGCCGACCCUGGAGGCCUCCUGGCCGCACCUGCAGCUGGUGUAUGAGUUUUUUCUGCGCUUCCUUGAGUGCCCAGACUUCCAGCCCUCUGUGGCCAAACGCUACGUGGACCAGAAAUUCGUCCUGCAGCUACUGGAGCUGUUUGACAGCGAGGACCCGCGGGAGAGGGAGUACUUGAAGACCAUCCUGCACCGCGUCUACGGCAAGCUACUGGGUCUGCGGGCCUACAUCCGCAAACAGAUCAACAACAUCUUCCUCAGGUUCAUUUACGAGACUGAGCACUUCAACGGCGUGGCAGAGCUUCUGGAGAUACUGGGAAGCAUCAUCAACGGCUUCGCCCUGCCUCUCAAGUCAGAACACAAGCAGUUCCUGGUGCGGGUGCUGAUCCCUCUGCACACGGCCAAGUCCCUCUCCAUCUUCCACGCGCAGCUGGCGUACUGUGUCGUCCAGUUCAUGGAGAAGGACGCCACCGUCACGGAAUACAUAAUCCGCGGUUUGCUGAAAUACUGGCCGAAGACUUGCACCCAAAAAGAGGUGAUGUUCUUGGGAGAGAUGGAAGAGAUCCUGGAUGUUAUCGAACCCUCGCAGUUCAUCCGGGUCCAGGAGCCACUCUUCAAGCAGAUUGCCGCCUGCAUCUCCAGCCCACACUUCCAGGUCGCAGAGCGGGCUCUGUAUUUCUGGAACAAUGAGUACAUCCUGAGUCUGAUCGAGGAGAACUGCCAGGUGAUCCUGCCUCUGGUCUUCGCUACACUGUACAGAGUCUCCAAAGAGCACUGGAACCAGACGAUCGUGUCUCUCAUUUACAAUGUGCUGAAGACCUUCAUGGAAAUGAACAGCAAGCUUUUUGAUGAGCUCACUGCCUCUUACAAAGUGGAGAAACAGAAGGAGCUGAAGCGGGAGCGGGAGCGGGCCGAGCUUUGGCGUUCUCUGGAGGAGCAGCAGGAGAGGAGGCUGAUCAGCAUGCGGGAGGCCUGUCACAAUCAGAGGAACCUACAGGAGCGACCCAGCCCACCCCAGCAGGACACUGCACCCAGCAGCAACAGCGCCACCUAGGGCCAGAGCUGUACUCUCACAUAGGAAUUUCCCUCCAAACACUGCUCACCACAGGGCUUAGCCUCAGAACAGCAUGACUACAUUUAGUCUCCCACACACACACACACACACACAGAAAUGAUGCCGCACAAACUCACACAAACAUAGAUAUGCACAGACAUCCAAUCAGAUCUACACACAAAUGUACACAUAAUUAAGCAUAUGAACAAAAUGUUUAAUACUGAUACAAGCCUUCAGUUACACUAUUGAAUUACUUCAUAUUCGUGCAACUGUCCCAAGCAUUCCAUCACUGGAAGCUCAUGCCCUCAGACACUGAGAAACCCAGGCCUAACGAAACUCGAGAGGCGUGCAUGUUGGAAAACGACAGACACCUCAACUGACACGCAGACACACAGGUACAACGAAACUGGUACUGAACAUCAGGACGGAUUCCAGUUAAUCUUGGAUCCAGCAAAGGCCCCGUUUAAGAACCACCAAAAGUUAGCAUUUCCUUUAUCCAGAAAAAGGAGAAUGAUGGAUGGUAAUGAUGAUGAAGAAAUGAUCAAAUAAUACAAUUCAUACUCCUACUUCUAAUAUUACUAGUUUUUAUAUAUCUAUGAAUAGAGUAUGACCAUAUGACCAAGGAACACGUGGUGCGACUGGUGCAGUCAUAUGCUGCUAGACUGAAAUUACUCUAAUGUACGAAUGAUUUAUUGUAGUUCCGUCAUAUUCGCAGAUGUGAUGAGAAAACAUUAUUUCAGCAAUAUUCGUUUUCAUCACAUCAAGGUUUUUCGCAGUGGGUGGAAAUGGGCGAGCGCGAGGACUCUGUCCUGUCGUCUAGUACGUCUGUCUACAUUCAUUUAAUGCUGAAACCGUUCGGGUGCAUAUUUUGUUUUUUGUUUUUUUUUUUUUAAUCUUGAAUUUCAUAUUUUCGCCUUAUUGUUUCUGUUUUGUUAUUUUAAAUUUGUGGCCCUUGAGGAGAAGGAGGGUUGUCAGUGUUUGUAUGUGCAUUUGCACAAUUAGUUGUGCCCACACACUAGUGUGCAUGAUUUGUUUAUAUAUUGGAGGUGGAAGUAUGAAAGAGUUUAUUCGUGUGUUUGUGUGCGUGCGUGUAUUUGGGGGAUAGUGAGAAGGCAUGCUGAUUAAAGACAGAGUGAAGUGGAACAUUGGAAGACUGUGGGAGUGGGGGGAGGGUGUGUCGGUGUCACUGUGGUGCCCCCAGACUCGUACUUUCAGAGACCACAGUUGGAAUCAUAGCACUACGAUUGUCCUUUGAGCUUCUUGAAAACUGUAGCUGCUAGUAGCUGGUUUCCAGUACCAAACCACCAUUCUUCAACAUCUCUGACCUGCGUUCCUGUUCACUUUGCAUCUCGUACACACGCCCUUCUCCGUUUGGGUCAAACUGCUGGAAUGAUGACUAUUCACUUAUAGACUAGAAGUAAUUGUAAUCAGCUCAGAGACAGCAAUAAUACGGGACUCUACCAAAACAUGGAGGUACCAAUAGCGUAACAGACCCAGAGAUUAACACUCCUCUGGAUUCUUCAUUGCCUUGCAACAUGGCUUGGUAUUUCGGGGACAAUCAGCAUUGAAUGAAUGCGUCAAAAGGUGACUUAAUUAGGACAAAUAUUUAUUAUUGAAUAUAUUGAGAAAUGACUGGAAUGCUCUUUUUUUUGUAUGUUACUUUUUGUUGGCCAGAAUUCACAUACAGACACUCAGGGUCAGAUUGGCACAUAUGCAUGUUCCGAUUUAUUCAGAAAGUGGUAGGAAAUCUUAGUCGGGAGUGAUUUCAGUAUCACUUUUAUUUACCUGCUGUAGAUGGACUAGUUUUCUUCUGUACUGAACUAGACAGUGAGUUGUGUAUAUAGACUAAUGCCAGAUAGCCUGCUUUUGUACGGUUUGGGACCAGUAUAUAGAACUGUGUGUGGGCUGGGGGGGGGGGGGUAGGUUUGGGGUUUUAAAGCAAUGACAGAGAAACUGACCGGCACUUAAGAUGGCACCCGUGUGUUUAAACUGGACAGUGAAGUCACAUAGUGUAUCUUUACUGGUUUUCUCAGCAGUUCCACAUUUGCUCUAAUUUUGUUUGUUGUAAACAAACUGCAUAUUCUGGUGAUUUCCUUCCCUGUAUGUGUACCAACAUCCGUCCCAAAGUUUUGCUUUUUGAUGCUGUUGCUCAUUCGGUGUAAAGGGGACCCCACUGUUUGCUGUGGUCACAUUCAGUCUGCUUCUUACAUAAUUUGUUUCCAUUGAGCUUUUAAUACUUUUGUCAGAUUGACAUAAAUGAGGAUUACCCAAAAUGCACUUGGGAUUCUAGUGAUGCUAUUGGCCGUGUUCAACAAGCAUAUUGGAACGCUUACUGGUUCAGCCAGGCCUGGUACAAAGAACGACUCGCAGCGUACAAAUAAAUAAUAGAAGAUACAUGUGUAAUGAUACAGUAAAAAGUAUGGCAUUUCACAUAUUUAUGUCAGUUACUCAUUGUACACAGCUGUUCAUGUUGUAUCGUAAGAGUGCAUUUCUUCCCAAAAGGCUAAAUUUGAAAAGCUGUCAGACGAUUUUAUUAAACCCCUCAGUCAACACUGAUUUUUAUGAGGUCAUGUGAGCUAAAUAAAUAUAUAAAUAAAUAGAAAACAGCGAACACAGUGGGUCCCCACAACUACUGUGAAUCAUCGGUGUGUAUAAGGUUGGAGAUGCUGAACGUACUCCAUCCACACAUACAGUUACAAGCUCAAAGUCUGAUCAAAGGCAAAAUGUGUCAGAAUGACACCGACGGAGGAGAUGAGGAGGAUGUGGACAACGCAGGGCCACGGACUGGAGGUCUGGGACCUGCUGGGUGCCGUGACUAAUUGACACGAAUGUCAAAUAUUUAUAGUGCUGGGGUGGGGAUUUAAUAUGGUCCCCCCCCCCCGAUCGUAUGAACAUGGUUUGUUUUCUGACAGAAACCCAAACCCAUCUCUUCUCUGCAUCUUCAUAUUCUCAUUCUGCACCAUGAGCUACUUCUGACCACGAGUUGCACUGAGUUGCCAUGAGUUACACUGACAACAUCUCCAAUAAAUUACUUGGCACUAUUUUUAAAGCGCAACAUUUAUUUUACCGACUGGGUUCUAGUUGAACUGAAGGUCUUGGGUUCCAGCUGCUUGUUGACAGGCAAUGUGCUGUCCACAAAAACUCAAGCUUCCACAUAUCCUCCUUUCUUUAUAGCCUCUUACUCUAUUUUUCUUUAUCUUCCUUCAUUUUUUUUACUGACUCAUCUAUUGUUUCAUUAUUUACAUAGUUUGUAGUUUGACAUAACGCUUCAAAUAAUGUUACCCUGGGAGACUAGAGCUCUUUGACACAUAUUUAUGUAGCUUUUUUUCUUAGAGCGAUAUAACUAUCUUGCUUAAACGAACUAAAGCCGUACCACACUUGAUGUAAAAACCAGUAUCUUGAGGCCCAGAGAAGAAACUUUUAUAGGGGUGUCCAAUAUCACAUUGUCUUUCCUGGAGUUUUACUCCAACUGUCCUGUCUUCGUCUUAUUUCAUCUUUGAUUCUCUCUGCUGCUUGCCUUUUUCUUUUAUCUCUUCCAGAAGCAAAAUGUAUGAAUGACCAAAACGAAAAGUACGGAUAAAUUAAAGGAAAAUCAUUUGCUCUGACUAGAUGAGCGACAGCAGCACCUUGCUUUUGGUGCCUGUAGUGGAACACAACCUCUUCGGCUUCGUUAUAUUUGUUUUUCUACACUAAAACCUCGUCCAAACAAAAGCUUCUGUAACUAGAUAUAACAUGUUUUAGCUACAAUUUCUGGCGGAAAAAAAAAUAAAAACCGAGAGAACGAAGAAUGUUUUAUUUAACGAAGAAACAAUAAAAGUUGUCAAUUAAAAUAAAAAGGAAUGUUCUUUUUAAGAA
Brienomyrus brachyistius is the source of this 7134-nucleotide messenger RNA. RefSeq names its product protein phosphatase 2, regulatory subunit B', beta (gene ppp2r5b). Lineage: Eukaryota; Metazoa; Chordata; Actinopteri; Osteoglossiformes; Mormyridae. Gene Ontology annotation, biological process: protein dephosphorylation; signal transduction. Gene Ontology annotation, cellular component: cytosol; nucleus; protein phosphatase type 2A complex. The record is from RefSeq and is a predicted model, not a curated record. Gene Ontology annotation, molecular function: protein phosphatase activator activity.